AUGGUGAAUCCCGAAGAGUACAGCAAUGUUGCACCAGAAGAUGUCACAGAGUCCGAGGAGAUGAUUAUCCAGAGGGCCAGAGAGGCCUUCCUGCGCUACCAGGAGAUGUACGGUGGCGCGUUCGAUGACGAUGAGGAAGACGACGAUGAGGAGGAGUCAGCGUCAGGGAGUGGAGUUGGCGCUCCUGUGGACGAGGAGGAGCCCGAGGCGCCUCAGCGGAAAUUGCCGGAGAACAAUGCCAUCAAGUUCCUGCAGACGCCACACGGAAAAGUGGGCAUUCUCUAUCAGACCGACAAUCGCAGGGAGUCCACGGAUGAGCUGCAAGAGGAUGCGAACAGGCAGGAGAAGCCGGCCGGCAGGAUAACGCCAGUGCUGACGCCGGAUGGAAAAGUGGCCCUGCUGUAUCGCGGCGCCUCAGAGACCAUCAAAUACGAGCCGCUGCUCAAUGUGACGAGCAAGUUUGCUCAACCAGACAAUAAGUGGAUGCCAGAAGAAGCGACACAGUCAAACUCUGUUGUUGACUCUGCCACUGAAGUGACCACGGAGGCCACGGAGGCGUCCGAGGAGGACAAUGACGAGGAGAACUUCAUUCUGCCCAGCAUCAAUCGGCCACUGUCCGAGGUGCUGGGCAUCAAGAAGAACCAAUUCACGCAAUUCCGGAUCACAGAGGCCACCACGCCCAUGCCGCGUUCCGCCGUGACCUUCCGCAAGGCCGUCCUGACCACAAAGGCCACCUACGAUUACGACUACGAGGCCGCGGAGGACGACACGACAGUGGGCGCGAGCAAUGAGAUCGACCCGGAGAUCCUGUCGAAGACGGAAGUCGUGAAUCUCGCCAUCAUUCCCUCCUUCUCCAACGACAUCGAGCAGUACGCGCGCCACGACCGCGAGAAGCACUACCGCAGCUUCCGGCGCAACCGGGCUGAGGAGCUGUCCGGGAUCCACUGCGCCAUGCAAGCCAUGGUGGCCGCGGCGGCGUUGGCGUGCUUCUUCGGCAUGCUGGGGGCCUACUUCAAGACUAGGAUUCUAGACCAGAUCACCAUCAUGCAUUGGUAGGAAUUGCUUGGUAUCCGGCCGCAGCACUAGCCCGGAUACCAAGCGCAGGCAUCAUCGUGUAGCGUAGCGAGACGCGAUAUAUAAGAAUUUCAACUUUAAAGACUAUAUAGAGAGACGACAUAAUAAAGAGAUGAAAAAUAACACUUGAGAGGCUGAGAAAAAGUAAUUAUAGAGGUGAAGAAGCGUAUAUGUAAUAAAUUAUUCAACUGUAACAGUACCAAAUAGCCAUAAACAACCCUAUUUAUAGUGUAUUACAAGCUAAACUAUAGCCGGGGAGGAAGAGAUGUCUUUAAAGGAGUCUUUUUUAUAUAACUAAUAAUUGUAUAAUCUAAUAGAGAUUUUUGUACCAACAUCCACACGGAGAGACAAGAAGGAAGAAGGGUAGCCGCAUUUAUUUAACAAAUUGACGAUAUGAGACGAAGAGUACCAUCAUCAACGCAAGGAAGAAUCAACAUUCAGAUGAUUAUGUGAAGUUUUUACUGUAUUUUAUACGUAUGCAAGAUGCAUUUUUUAAGUAAUAAGUAAAAGAAGUAUUCAAUAGGAGUUUCUAUCUUGUAAAUAUCUCUCAUUUUAUAUUUUUCACCUCUUUUUUUAUAUAAUUCUUUUUAGUUUAGUUGUACCAUUUAUUUUAUUUCUCUCUCUUUUGACUAAUUAUGUAUAAAUGCGAAUAUUGACGUUAAACUUAAUGCAAAACAAAUAAUUUUAUAUUAAAAUUGCAAUUGAUAUGUGAAUCACAAGGAUAAUAAGGAAGAAUGAGCCUAAAUCACAUUUAUACAGCGUAUUUAUCGACAGAAAGAUAAGGAUUUUUCGACCUAACAUCACUGCCCAAUAUAUUUUACCAUCCAAUCACGAUGGGACUUAGUAAAUGAAGUAUAGUAGAGGAUGAAAUGUAUGUAUAAACCACCCCCAAUCCCCUCAAAUACAUAAUAAACAGUUGUCUUACAGAAAA
Molecule: messenger RNA, 2005 nt
Organism: Phlebotomus argentipes
Lineage: Eukaryota; Metazoa; Arthropoda; Insecta; Diptera; Psychodidae
Exons: 1
Coding region: 1-1056 (351 amino acids)
Source: RefSeq, a predicted model, not a curated record